Drosophila nasuta is the source of this 2238-nucleotide messenger RNA. Its product is annotated as protein rolling stone. The record is from RefSeq and is a predicted model, not a curated record. The transcript has 7 exons. Lineage: Eukaryota; Metazoa; Arthropoda; Insecta; Diptera; Drosophilidae. Gene Ontology annotation, cellular component: membrane. The coding region runs from base 422 to 1393 and encodes 323 amino acids.
CGUCGCGUCGAUAAGUCGUGAUUUGUGCGGUGGGUUUGCAUCGGUUUUUGGACUGAAAGAUUGGAUUGUGUUUGUUAGUGAAGUGGAGAUCUAUCUGUGUGGCAUGUUGAAGUCGCCUAUAAUUCUCUGGCUGUGUUGCAUUAGCAUGUGAAUGAGCGGCAACCCAAAUACUCAGCAACACUCGAUCGGAUAUAGUAAAGUUAAUUUAAAUAACUCACCGAAGGGCUUCGAAGGUCACGAGUCGAUUACAAUAAAGCAUGGCAAAUCCAACUAACUAUUGAUAUUGCAUAAAAUAGUAGUUGCAUGUCUCAACAAGUUACGCAAACAUUUCGUAAAAAUAAUCCCACAACAAGCAAUUAAAAAAAAACACAAAUAUAUAUAGAACGAGUCUACUCAAAAAUAUAUAUUAAACUAGAAGAAAAUGACGAAGCUUCAAGUAAUUGUUCAUCCAGUAAGGAAAGAAUUUCGACGUAAACGUUGCGGCUUUGAUCAUGAUACUCCCGAUGAUUUUGUCAAAUCCCAGUGGCAAACCUGUACAAAGAGCAUGGCAUAUUUAUUCUAUCGCUGGUUUAUGGCCCUCUUCUUUAUUGGCGUCGUCAUCGAGUCCAUGUGGCCCCAGGCCGAUGAUGAGACUAGCUACUGGCUUUACUUCAUCUAUAUGACUAAUUGGGGCAUUUGGAUGUGUAUGUUAACCAAUUUGCUUGGGGCCAUACUGGUUACCAUAUGGCACUAUCAUCCAGAGUAUUCGGAUAAACUUCUUAAUAUGGAGGCUUGGUUGAGUCCCUUUAGAAUUUACUGGAGCAUGCAUAUUAUAACGCUGGUACUAUCGAUAGUUAUCACCAUCAUCUAUUGGAGCAUUCUAUAUGAUGCUAAUGAAAGUGCAUUGGAUGCUACCAAUGUUCUUACCCAUGGCUUCAACUCGAUUUGCAUGUUUAUCGACCUCUGGAUUGUGGCCCAUCCAUUGCGAUUACUCCACGCAUUCCUCCCAGUCGUGUUCGGUGUCAUCUAUGCCAUCUUUUCGUAUAUUUACCAAAUGUGCGGAGGCAUUAACAAGAAGGGGAAACCUUAUAUCUAUCACGUGAUUGACUGGAGUCAACCGAGAAAUGCAUUCAUUACCGUCUUGGGAGUCCUGGUGCUCUCCUGCUGUAUCUAUGCCUUGCUCUUCGUCUUCUUCAAGCUGCGACUCUUCCUUUCACGCAGUUGCCGCCAGGGAAGCUUCGUGCUGCCAACGACGAGUAGCAAACAGUCUGGCAAGGCUGUCGAUGACAAGCAGACAACACAGAAUGGUAUUCAGCACUCGUCCUCCAGGAUCUCCAUGGUAUUGGGCAACUAUGCUGGAUAUGAGAAUCAGGCCUAUUCUCCAAGCACUGGAGAUCCGGCUCCAAAGAAUUAACUUGAAUCUAUAACUAUGGGAAAUAUUGGGAGGGAGAGAGUCUAUUGUCUAAGCUUUGUUGCAACUUUAGUCAAUCUGUACAGUAGAAUUUUGAACAAGUGAUAUUAUAUUAUAUUGUAGUUAAGCUUAAGCAAAUAAAUGUUACUUUGGCAAGGAUCUUUUGUAAGUCCUUGGGUAUUUACUUUUCGCUAUGUAAAAAACUAUUAAUUGUCAAUAUUUGUUUUCCAACUGAAAAACCCAAAUAUGUAUUAAAAAUGUCAUAAAAUAAUCAAAACCAUCAAACAGAACCUCCUUGUGGCAAUUGUCGAAUGGAUAAAGAAUGAAUAAUGUCCUCUUGCCUGGGAACUUUACAGUUGAUAAUCAAAAAUUAAUAUUGAGGGACAUUUUUCGAAAAGGUUAAAUGAUGGACAACCAAAGUUUUCAUUCACCCUUAAUGAAAGGACUAAAAAAAAAAGAAAAUUCAAAACAAUUGAGUCAGCUACAGUCGAGAAUGUUCGACUGUGAAAUACUCGAUACAUAUUUUAAGAAAGUACAAGAAACACAGGUGUUUUCAUUGUUUAACUAAAUUAUUUGUUUAUGUUAACAUCUAUUUUAUACAUCAACGUUUUUUUAAUAUUCUGCUCAUACUUUAUAUGCAGACUAACGCUUCAAUUAAUCGCAAUUAUGAACUUAUAAACUUAACAGUAUAAAACAAUAGUAUUGCUAAAAAAAGCUGACCUGUUGAUUUCUCAAUUAUGUAAAGCAGCUGCAAUCCAUUUAAGUUAUAGUAUUCUGGUUGCAAAAUUUAUUUUUUCUUUUAAUUGUGAGGCACAACUUCUAAAAAUAAAUAAAAAUAAUAAAUAAAA